UAGUCAGCAAUGUCAAGAACAUAGACAUGACAGGUAAACCGUGCAUGGAUGUUUGGGGGUGGGAGGAGUGGAUUAGGCGCUUGGACGUGCCCCCGUGCCGCUGUAGGUUUUCAGGUUCUGGCCCCAGACUCAGAGCAGCGAUGGCCGGGCGUCGCGUGGGCUUCUGUCUGAGCGAUAAGAAGCGCCGGAGGAUGAACCUGGACGCGUUUUCACAGUUCUGUGCGGGGCAUGGAAUACAAGUAGUAGAGAUAAACUUGAGUCAACCUCUGGAGCCUCAGGGGCCUUUUGACAUUAUCGUUCACAAACUGUCAGAUGUUAUUGUGGAGGCCGAACAUGACAACCAAUCCCAGCAGCUCCUCGCCAACUUCCAGAAGUAUGUGUCAGCCCACCCUCACACGGUGAUCCUGGACCCUCUCUCAGCCAUGACCCAGCUCCUUGACCGCUUUGCCUCUUAUCGCAUCAUGAGCAAACUUCACAACUCACUCAGAGACUGGCACAUCUGCAGCCCUCCGUACCUCGAGGUCCCCAGUGACUCUGACCUAUCAUCCAUCCAUGUGGCCAUGAAGGAGCACAGCCUCAGCUUCCCUCUCAUUUGUAAAACAAGAGUGGCUCACGGUUCCCUUUCUCAUGAGAUGUCGCUGAUUUUCAGUGAGGGGGGGCUGGCUGAUGUUCACCCUCCCUGUAUCCUGCAGAGUUUUGUGAACCACGGCGCUGUUUUACACAAAGUGUUUGUGGUCGGAGAGAAGCACUUCUGUGUGGAGAGACCCUCACUCAAGAACUUCCCCUCUGGGCCCUGUGACAGAAAAACAAUAUUUUUCAACAGCCAACAAGUGUCUAAGCCAGAGUCCAGCUCAGACUUGAAUGCACUGGAUGAGAAGAUGCCGUUAGUUCCUACGCCCAGCUCUGAGGCCCUGGCUGCUCUGGUGAAGGAGCUUCGUACUCAGCUGGAGAUGGCUCUGUUUGGGGUCGACGUCAUAGUGAACAUCCACACUCACACCAUGACUGUCAUUGACCUCAAUAUAUUCCCAGGUUAUGAAGGAGUUCCCCAGUUCUUCUCAUCUCUAUUGGAUCACAUUAAGACUUUGCUGGACAGUGGAUCCUCUGACCCUCAGGUGACCUCCUCGCAUGAACCCUCUAUUACCUCCAGCAUUUAAUUGCACAGCAUGUAGGACAUCUGUAUUCACUUUAUCUGAACAAAGCUAUUCUCUGCUUAUGAGUAGAAAUUAUGCAUUAGAUAAAGCUUUGUUAAUGAUUUUAGGUCUUGCAUUUGACUUCCUUUGCUAAUGCUACCACAAAAAUGUAAAUACCUUUGCUUACCAGUGCAAUCUGUAUUUUAAAUAUAUAUUGUCUGUACUAAAAUGAAAUUGGAUGUCAUAAGAAUUUUAAUUUCAGUAUUUAAUAUGAAAUCAAAAAGAAAUAAUUGUAUUUUCUACAAUAUCCUUCAGUGGUGUAAUAUAAUGAAGUAAAAGUAGUAAAGUACUAUACUUUAAGGUAAAGUACACAUUUUAAAGUAAUUCUUUUUAAAAAGAUUUUUUAACGUUUUUUUCGCUACAUUUGAGAACACGUAUCUGUACUUUCUACUUCACUACAUUAUUGAACUGGACUGAAAAGUAAAAGUAUUUUUCAUUAUUGUUUGAGACUUGCUGAAAAGGCUGAGAGUUUAUUUUUAACAAAUACAAAUAAAAACAGCUAAAAAGACAACAACAAUCAAUUCUAUUGUUACAUAAUCUGUAUCUGUAUCAAAAUGACUACAUUCUGACUACAGUCUUAUAAGACCUCAAAAUUGGCACAAAAUACUUUUACUUUUUACUCUUUAAGUACAUUUUUAAACAGGUGCUUUAAUACUUUUACUGGUGUCUGUAAUUUUACUUAAGUAACAAAACUGUGUACUUCUUUCACCACUGUCCUUAUGUGUUAACAAAAGCUUAUAUAGCCUACAGCUCUCAAAUUGGCCAGUAUUGGUGUUUGAUUUGUUGGUUUUCAACACUCUAACAAACAAAUAAUUGAUUAGAAUAAAUAUUUAGAUUAGAAAAAUACUGUCUUUUUCUGUGCUGUCCUGUCUACAUGCUAUAAUAUAGCUUUUAAUACAGAGAUCUUGACUGUGUAUUUGGGACAUGGGCUCCAUACAAUGCACUUUAAAUAGAAUGUGAUAGUGUCUU
Molecule: messenger RNA, 2159 nt
Organism: Periophthalmus magnuspinnatus
Lineage: Eukaryota; Metazoa; Chordata; Actinopteri; Gobiiformes; Gobiidae
Product: inositol-tetrakisphosphate 1-kinase-like
Exons: 10
Coding region: 27-1154 (375 amino acids)
Biological process (GO): inositol trisphosphate metabolic process
Cellular component (GO): cytoplasm
Molecular function (GO): magnesium ion binding; inositol-3,4,5,6-tetrakisphosphate 1-kinase activity; inositol-1,3,4-trisphosphate 5-kinase activity
Source: RefSeq, a predicted model, not a curated record